AUGGUAUUUAACUCCCUUCUUUUUUCUGGCUUUCUUCUGUGCUUGUUACCGAUAAUAAGCUGUCAAUUUACUAAAGAUCAUUUGACAAAAUUACAAGCAUUAGAAUGUGAUGAACCAUCUGUUACUCUGCAUGUAUUCUCUGGCACACGAAAUCCAGUUUGGAAAAUUAAUAUACAUCAACUAAUCAGAAUUAAAAUAUUAGCUUAUGAAUCUUUGUAUGAAAAUAAUAAUCUUACAUUAUUAAGUAAGCCAACAACAAGAGUUAUGGGUUAUCAAGGAUUCACUGUAAGUUGUUCUUCUGACAAAUACGUUUUUGUUCAUGGUAUAUCUCCACUUGAACAUUUGUUAUUGCUUGGUGGUCGUCGUUACCUUUCGGUAUCAAUUGUCCGUCAUGUCAAAGAUCAUGUCGGAGAAAUUAUGUCCGAUAUUACUGAUGUCGAGUCCAAUAAUGCUGAUUGUAAUCAUGUGCCAAUCAGAGGUCCUGAUACGGUGCCUGAAUAUGAUCCAAAGUCAGAUGACAAAGGAUGUUUUAUAACAAGACAAGGAGACAACAAUUGCUAUGCUUACGGUACUGACAUCGUUACAAAUACUUUUCCUCAACCAGGUCGAGGAAGUGGAAAGAAGUGGUCAUUCAAUACGUGUGUAGAUAUGGGAAAUGCAUCUGUUCGUGAUGGUUUAGUUUACAAUGGCACAAAACUACCAAAAAUUCCACCAGAAAAUGGACACUUUGUUGCAAUGCUUAUUUGGCCAGACACAAACUUUCAUUGGAUAAGAAUGGAUGCAAAUGGUUAUUGGUCACAUAAACCAGGAGGUACACCAGUUCGUAACAAGGAUAACAGAGGUUUACCAAUUGUUGAUCCUUCCAAAUCUGAUUUCUCACCAUGGACACAAUUCUGUUCAUAUUUCAUUGCACAACCAUCCAAACUUCGAAUUAACUAA
Molecule: messenger RNA, 939 nt
Organism: Rotaria sp. Silwood1
Lineage: Eukaryota; Metazoa; Rotifera; Eurotatoria; Philodinida; Philodinidae
Source: the annotation of a GenBank genome assembly